AGGUGGGUCGUGGUGGAGGGAAGGAUCAGAGGGUGCCUCACUGUGGCAGUUAGGGUCUCUCAAGACACAGGGCACUUCCUUUUCACAGGAAGGAUUAUUUUCUUAGCCCCAGGAAGGAAAAGGAACUUUGGAGUUGUGUCUGCUUUCUGACCCAGAGAGUUGCUGAGCUUGGCUUCACAACCUCCAGCUGCUGAGGGCAGCAAGUCGCCCAGAUGCUCUGUGAUCGGCUGCAGGAGUGAAGGAAGCCCCUCUGGGCACCUGGCUGCACACCGAGCCCUGCAGGGCCUGUAAAAUUUCAGCGUCAAGGACGGCAAAUAGGGAAACCCGAGGGUGCGCCUGCGGCUCAGCACACAGACCCUGCAGCCCGGCCUCCUAAGAAACCCACCUCAGUGCUGCCCCGAUGGCGGUGGCCGCGGCCCUGGAUGGAGUCCAGGCGGAAGCCAGAUGCCCGGUCUUUCUGGAGGGCCUGAGAGACCCCGGCACCACUGUGUGUGACAACAACUCCGGCCGCUCCUGCAUCCAGCGGUCCUGGGCUCACCUGGAGGGCAGGUUCCCCUGCCCCACGUGCCGCCACCCGUGCCAGGAGCGGCAGGUAAGGAGCAACGCCCAGCUGGGUAGGAUGAUCCGGGUGGGCAGGCUGCUCCAGAGAAGCCGGAGCAACAGGAGGAGACAUGAGGAGGCGCGAGGAGCCGCGCCUGUGCAAGCUGCACCGCCAGGUCCUGAGCCUCUUCUGCGAGGAACAUCUGGAGGUGCUGUGUCUGUCCCCUGUGCGCCCGGGCACCAGGGCCACUUGGUGAGGCCGGUGGGCGAGGCCGCGGCUGACCACCGGCAGAGGCUCGGCGCUCACGUGGAGCCUUUGGAGAGGCGGGGGGCAGAUGUCCACAGCCUGGUGGCCGCGCAGGACAGAAAGCUGCUGGAGCUGCGGGAGCUGGUGCAGCGCCAGCGGCUGGAGCUGGCCUCGGAGUUCCGGCAGCUGAGCCGGGCUGUGGACGGCGAGCAGGAGGCCGUCCUGGCGAGGCUGGUCCAGGAGGAGCAGCACAUCCGGAAGCAGCUGGGCGCCAACAUCACCGCCUUCUCAGACCACAUCUGCGAGCUGCGGGGCCUCCUGCACGAGGUGACGGAGAGAAGCGUGCUGCCUGGAGCCAGGCUGCUGAGCGGCAUCGGGGGCGUCCUGGGCAGGUGCGAGCGUCUGAGGUGCCCCAACGUCUGCUCCUUGCAGCUGAGGCGGGAAGGCUGCAGCCUCGCCCCGCCGCACUCGGCUCUGCAGAAAAUCAUUCAGACGUUCCGGCAGGACGUGACACCCUGGACCCCGAGACGGCGCAUCCCAACCUGCUCGUGUCCGAGGACAGAAAGUCGGUGACGUCUGCGAGGAGCAGGCAGCUCUUCCCCGCAAGCGCGUAGAGAUUCUGCCCGGAGCCUGCUGCGCGAGGCCCAGGGGUCUUCGCCUGCCGCCCUUCGCCAGCUGCCGGCGGUACUGGGAUGGGCGGGUGGGCAGGGCUGCGUGGGCCGUGGGCGUCUGCGCAGACUCCGUCCCCAGGAGCGUGGGCCGUGGGCGCCUGCGCAGACUCCACCCCCAGGAGCGUGGGCCGUGGGCGCCUGCGCAGACUCCGCCCCCAGGAGCGUGGGCCGUGGGCGCCUGCGCAGACUCCGCCCCGGACCGGCGCCUGCGCAGACUCCGCCCCGGAGGGAUAGAGCCGCUUCCGGACUGCGGGGCUACGCCGAGGGGAUUUUGAGGCCUGCGGGCCAGGAGGUGCCGUUCCGCUGGAGCUGAAGGAGGAGGCUGGCGGGAUCGAGUAUUACCACUCCACGUGAAGAGGUAACGGAGGCCAAAGGAAUGGCUGAAACGGAGCAGGAGAGAGUAGAGAAACUCCGCCGUGCAAGUCUUUCCAGGAUCAUCAGGGAAGUCCUUCCUGAGGACAUGCAUGGUAUUGGAACAGAGAGCUGAGUUACAGGAAUAGCUGUGCAGAAGCCAUGGUGGAGAUCUGCAUGUGCACUGUGGCCAUGGGCUUCAAGUAUCUGCAGGGCAGCUGAGGUGAUUCCAGGUAGGCAGUUGGACACCCUGUACAGGUCCUGAAAGGAAUAGUGAUUUAUUCCAGAGGUGGUCAGAAGGGAGCAGGGUAUCUUUGAAACCAAGGAAAAUUCAUUCUACAACUUGACCCACGGAGACAGCUGAUGUGUUCACUGAAUUUGAGAAGAAGGAAGUCACUAGGGACCUUUCCCAGAAUGCAGUGGGAACAGUGCAUCGAAAAUACAUGGGAGGAAAGGAAGUAGCCACUUUUCAAGAAAUUGGGCUGUGCAGAGAAGAACCUGAGCUGGUCACUAGAGAGCACUAUGGGGCCAAGGGUGCACCUUCUUUCUUUUUCUUUUCUUUUUUUUUUAAAGAUGAAAUAGUUCAGUUUUGACAUAUUGAACAUGCUAGGGAAGAAAGGCAGUAAUUGUUGGAUCAAGGUUCCUGAGGUGUGGAGAGAUGAACCAUAAGCAAGAAAGGAAUCUCCUAAUGAAAGACUAGGAGGGGAAAACAGAAGACGCUACAGAUGUAGAUGUUUGUAGUUUGAGGGCAGGGUCUGGUUUUGAAGCUUGAUUACCUCCAUUUUCGCUGGGAAGAGGAAUCAUCUCUUGCUGUGAGUUGGAUAAGGAGGUUAAAAAGUUUAAGGAAACUGGAGGUCAUUAAAGGCUUGAAAUAGAACUGAAUGGGAAUCAGAGGUGCUUAAAAGUAAGAAGAGCUCUUUGCAGAGUGCCACUGAAGUUGGAGGUGAGGUGCUCCCCUAAAGUGGAGAUUCUGCGCUGAAGGCAGAGUUGGCUUUCGGAUAAGGCGAAGAGGCAGAAUAGAGUGAGAAGGGCCAGGACAACAGGACGGUUGCAUAGGGUUUGGAGGCAGAGCAGAGAUUUGGUCAGGGGUGGGGGGGAAUCACGACUUUAAGGGCGUAGGAGUAAGGCAGACAGUAUGGAGGCUGGUUGUCUGGGUGUGGAGGUAGCACACAGAGACCCAGCGUCAGAGUGGAAUGAAAUAAUACAACUGAAUCUAUAUACAAAACAGACUCACAGGCAUAGAAGACAAACUUACGGUUACCAAGGGGACAAGUGAGGGCUAUGGGGAUUACCAGAUACAACUACGAUAUACAUAACAUAGGUAAGCAACAGGGACCUACUGUAUAGCUCAAGGAGCUACAUUCAAUAGCUUGUAAUAACCUACAGUGGAAAAAAAUCUGAAAAAAUAUAUAACUGAAUCACUUGGCUAUACACCUAAAACUAACACAACAUUGUAAAUCAACUAUACUUCUACAAAACAAUUCUUUUUAAAAAGGCAGAAAAUAGAGAAGUAGAAGCAUUUACAUUUGAAUGGUAAUCAAGGGUCUCAAUUUUAAAAGGUAACUUUACCAAAAGUAUUUUCAUAGCCAUUACCUCUGGGAAAGGAAAAUGGGCAACAGAGGAGGGUGGAAGACUUUUACUUUUGACUUUACAGUAUUCUUCCAGACUGUUAGAAAAAAAAUGUUAUACCAUGAACAUGUAUUAUAACUAUUAUUAAAAAGCUAGAAAGAGUAUGUGUUAACGGAGUGUGUCGUUACCUAGAGCACAUAUUUAUCGAUAAAAUCAGGGCUGUAGUGAGAUGAUACUGUUGGAAGGGGACAUCAUCAGAGUCCCCACCUCAAAGCCCCUACCUCAUUUCCACAUCAACCUAUAAGCUCAGAUUUCCUGACACCCUUCUUUUGCAUUCCUUCACUCUAAUUCACUUAGGGCUGAAGGUAAUGCCAAAAUAUUUGUGAGAAAAAAAAGUAUUAGAAAAUAAACUUUAUAUGGCAAGAUUUUCUAUUUAAUUAUCUCAACAGUUAGGAAAUCUCACUGAGGAUCUUUGAGGGGGACUCUGUGAGAAGAAAAAUUGACGGAGUAAAUGUAAUCGGGCUUUCCCAUCAAGUGAGCUGAAAGUCUAAACCACUCUAAAAGGUUAAUCUGUAAAACUUCAAAGUCAAAUGUUUACCUUACCUAUCCCUUUACAGUCUUCCUUGACCCUAACUGAAUGAAGUCAAGACAUGUGAUUUUAUCUAAAGCACGUAGAAAACAGAGGGGGACAAAUGAAGAGAGAUUCAGCCUCAGAGUUCCACUACUUAUGUCUAUAGUGCCUUUAUCUAGUAGUCAAAGUACCUUUGUUGCAAGACAUAUAAAAAAGAUGCAAGUAUUUAGGGCAGUGAGAAUCAUGCUAUCAAACGUGAAUAUAGCACUUAGAGCACUGGUUGACCAAGCUCUUGGGAAAUUAUCUUUUUUUUUAAUUUUUAAGAAAAUUUUAUUGAAGUAUAGUUGAUUUAUAAUGUUUUAAUUUCUGCUGUACAGCAAAGUGAUUCCGUUAUACAUAUUUUUUUUCAUGUUCUUUUCUAGAUGGUUGAUCACUGGAUAUUAAAUAUAGUUCCCUGUGGGGAAAUUAACGUUUUUCUUUCAGUGGCUCUUAUACUAAUGCUGGAUUCCAAAAUGUGACUUUUACACAUUCUUCAAAGAACUGUAGCUGGAAUGUAGGACUAGUCUAAACACUGAGAAAAUGGAUGCUGUAACCUGAGCAGUUCUUUAAAAGGAUUACCCAGCUUUUGUAAAGGAUUGCUAUUAUUAAAUAGUUUAUAUGGCCUCGACUUACGUUUCCCUUUGGUUUACAAAUUUGCUUUAUAGGUCAAAAUUUUCCUUAACUUUGACAAUUCAAAUUUCACUACUCUAUCUUGUUUACUUACAGCUCUAGUUUUUAUGGCAGGUGUUUGGUGGAGAAAGCCAAUAUAACCUGUGGCUGAGUAAGGGCUUUUGUCUGCAUUUGUGAGGCAUCCUUUCCUGCAUAUGCAGGAAUUCCCUUGCUACUGUGAAAUGCCUCUUUGUUAUCUGUGGAGGAGUGCUGGAAAAAUCACGAACUUCUCUACUCCUCCUAAGCACAGAUUUUACCGUUAUUUAUAUGAGAGACUGAAAUUCAUUAUCGACAUACACCAAAGGAUUUUUUAACAUAUAAGACACUUUUAAAGCAUGUUUUAGUCCCCACUAAUUGGCUUCUCAAGAACUUCCUCUUGUAUGUUUCUGGAUUUCUCCACCAAAUUUCUUUUUCAUAUUUUGAUAGCAAAGAUUAAUUUGUUACAGAUGCAGGCGUAGAGAACUUGUCUACGGGUUUUUGUCUCAGUCCUCUUGGUAAAUGCUUAUUACUGAACUGCUCUUCCUUUAUUUAAUAUCCCACUACAGGGUCUUCACUGGUUUGAAAAGCGUGUAUGAAACACCAGGCACAGCAAUCAUUCUCUUCCCUGAAUGCAUAGUGCCGUAAAUGCUCCAGUCCACAGGCCAAAUGAAUAGGCUAAUUUAGCAACUGCCUGUGUUAUGUUAACCAGCUGAGGGAUAUUUCUAUGACUUUUUUUUAAAGGAAGCUAUAUUUCAUGUGAAUUAAAGAGCUUAAAAUAAUUACAA
Delphinapterus leucas (beluga whale) is the source of this 5421-nucleotide messenger RNA. Lineage: Eukaryota; Metazoa; Chordata; Mammalia; Artiodactyla; Monodontidae. The record is from RefSeq and is a predicted model, not a curated record.